Messenger RNA from Oncorhynchus masou masou (cherry salmon), 3675 nucleotides. Its product is annotated as zinc finger protein 774-like. Lineage: Eukaryota; Metazoa; Chordata; Actinopteri; Salmoniformes; Salmonidae. The record is from RefSeq and is a predicted model, not a curated record. Bases 237 to 1889 code for a protein of 550 amino acids. The transcript has 3 exons.
AAAUAUUGUCACAUGGUAAGAAGUCCCGGAAAUAAUUUGUCUGUCAAAUCCGGCGAAGAUGAUAACAGUAGUAGGUUGGUGUAAGAACACAACAGUUUACAACAGAUAUCCCCUUCAUUCUCGAUCGGGAAACGGUUCGGUUACGUACCGCAAAUUUCUUUCUCUUGUAACGAGCAAUGUAGGCUGAUGAAACGGAACAGACGGCAAAAACUUCGUAAAACUACACAUUAUUCUACAUGGACAAAGACAAGUUCGCUGUGAACCAUGACCCAUGCUCCUGGUUGGAGAUGCACCAGUUCAUUGGAGACCUGAUGGUGUCUGGGGGGGCUCUGGGGCUAAAAGACGCCCCACCAGCAGGCCCAGGCUCAGCCCCAGGCUCAGCCCAGCCCAGACAGGUCCAGGCCCAGGCAGAGAGCAUUAGAGAGGCCAGAGACAUCAGUGGACAAACUCAGCACCAUACCUGCACUUGCCCUGGCUGCCCCUACUCUUCCUCAUCUUCCUCCUUCCAGACCAUAAAGCCCAGCAGCACCUACAGCCCAGAGCUCAGUCAGCCCCAGAGUCAGGCCAAGGAGACCAGCACCCAGAGCCCAGCCCCUACCACUUCCACUACCCAGGGUACUUCUUCACCAAGCCCCCUGCCUCAAAUCCCCACCUUCCCUUGUAUCUGCUGCCGCCGGGGCUUCCAGACCUGCACCCAGCUACUGCACCACCAACAGGGGGCAGCAGACUUUCCCUUCUCCCAGACACACACCUACUACCACCACCACUGCCCCCUUACCAUCUGCCUGCCCCACCACCACUCCCACCCUGGCCUGUCCCCUGGCACCUUCCCCUGCCUGUCGUGCCAGCAUUCCUUCCCCUCCUGCUCCCAGCUCUUCCACGAGCAUCAGGGCCAUACCCCCCCCCAGAACCAUGUUGGAGGGGUGACCAUAGUGUCACCUACCCUACACCCAUGCAUGCACUGUCCAGCCUCCUUCCCCCGACCCUCUCAGCUGCUACAGCACCAGCGCACCCAGCACGCUCACAAGGCUGGCGGCUUCCUGUGCACCGAGUGCGGGCGCGCCUUCAACUCCCACUCCAACCUCCGCAUCCACUUCAACGUACACACCGGCGCCCGGCCCUACUCAUGCCCUGACUGCGGCAAGAGUUUCAGCCAGUCGGGAGCGUUGAAGAUCCACCGUCGCAUCCACACUGGGGAGAGACCCUAUACCUGCACCUACUGUGGGAGGGGCUUCCCCCACCUGGCCGGGGUCCGGGCCCACCAAAGGACCCACACAGGUGAGAAGCCCUACCGCUGCACCCAGUGUGAGAAGUGCUUCACCCAGUCGGGGGCACUGAAGAUCCACACAAGGAUCCACACCGGGGAACGACCGUUUGUGUGCAGCCUCUGUGGGAAGGGCUUCUCCAACCGCUCCGGCAUCCGCUUCCACCAGCGCACUGUCCAUGGGAUGGUGUCGGAUAUGGGAGGGGGUGGAGGAGCCGGUGGGUCCCAUAGGGGGAGACAGAGUCUAGGCAGCUCAGCUGCUGUGGGACGCCCCAGUGCCAAUCCAAACAGGUUACACAACAACCCCCAUACUGAUGUGACCUCCAGCAUUACUCCUGCCCCGACCAAAAUCCUUUCCCCUAGGUCUCUCCUUGCUCCUCCAGGGUCAGGUCUGACUAUAACCUCAGACAAAGAGCUCCAGUUCCAGUCUAGCAGUGUGAAGAUCCCCUCCAGGAGAGCAGAACCAGGCAGUAGCAGGGAAGGGAGGGCUCAGCUGUACACCUGUGAGGACUGUGGGCUGCUUUUUGGGGACGCUCCCUCCAGAAACCGACACCAAACUGUAGUUCACUACUCUACAGAAGGGGUAGAGGAGGAGGGCCUGGGGGACACUGGGGGGGAGGGGUGAGAGAGAUGGUAGAUGGAAGCUUGAUGCAGUACAUCGUUGGAUCAAAGGCUAAGAGAGAGGUGGGUGAAAAUGGAAAGGUGAGAAGAGGUAGAAAGCUUGAGACUCAUCGAGGAAAAAUAAUAUGUAAAUGCAAGGUGGUGAAGGGAGGUGAGAAGAAAGUUAAUUCCACAGUGAACAACAAACUCUAUCAAUGGGAUAUAAUUACUUAUUUGAGAUUGAAUUUCCACUUUAAAAGAUGCACUAAUUUUCACAUUUUGGGAGUCCAAUUUUCUGUUUGUCAAAAAGCCAAGUACCAUGAUUAGGCUACUAAAGAUGAUUAUUUGAGAGCUUUUGAUUAUUUUUGUAUUUAUUUUACUGGUUUGGCAAAAUCCACAGAUAGCAUCAUCUCAAAUGUAUGACACUGUAAGACAUUAUCCCAUAGGGCAGCGCACAAUUGGCGCAAUGUCGUCCGGGUUAGGGGAGGGUUUGGCCGGGAAGGCUGUCAUUGUAAAUAAGAAUUCUUAACUGACUUGCCUAGUUAAAUAAAAAGUAAGUGAAGAGGUGAAGAUAUGUUGUAUUUAGCAUCAAUAUGUAAUUUAGAUUUUGUAAUAAUAGAAUCUGAUAUUGUAGGCCCGUAUAAACUUGUGUAUAUCAGUUCAUCUAUUUAUUUAGCUCAUUGUGCCUUUGAUCUAAGAUUAGAUCAUUCAUGUACAUACAAAAUACAUAUUUCCAUAAACCACACUGUACUAAACUUCAUAACCACUGAUAUGUUAAAGUGGUUUAGUGAUUUUGUUCAGGAUCAAUAUCUUCACUGUUGGAAGAUAUUUCUUAUACAAAGUAUAUUUUUAUCAGGAUCAUUUCUCAGAGACACAUGGUUUGUUGACCUGUUUUCUAUUGUUUCAGAUCUCCACCUAGUGGACAUUUAGAAGCAUAGCAGCAGAAACACAGGCACUGAAACUAGUCUGUCUAAGCUUCAGGUGUCAAACUCAUUCCACGGAGGUCCGAGUGUCUGCGGGUUUUUGCUGCUCCCUUGUCCUUGAUUUAUGAAUUGUGGUCACUAAUUGGUAAGGAACUUCCCACACAUGGUUAUUUCAGGUUUAAUUGAAAGGAAAAACCAAAAACCUGCAGACACUAGGCCCUCCAUGGAAUGAUUUUGACACCCCUUCUCUAGAUCAGUGGUUUCCAAUCAGUGGUACUAGGACCCAUGGGAGUACUUGGCCUAUCCACAGGGGGUACUUGAGAAGACUCAUGAGAUCAUAGGCCUACUGGUAAAAUGCACAUGACGGAGGACGGCUCAUUAUAAUGGCUGGGAUGAAGUAAAUGGAAUGGCAUCAAACGCAUGAAAAUAAUUUGUUUGAUGUAUUUGAUACUAUUCCACUCCAGCCAUUAUCAUGAGCGUAUCCUCCCAAAUGAAGGUGCCACCAACCUCCUGUGCUUCAGGGGUAGUCUGGGCAGAGCACAAUUCAGGUGGGGGUCCAGUUACUGAAAAGGGUUGGGAAACACAGAUCUACACAUCUGUGUUUCCUCCCACCAUGUUCAAAUGCUACUGUUGCCUAGGGUCUUUCUUUUCAGACACUGAAACUAUUGAAACUUCUCUUUGGCCAACUUCCCUUCUUUGUUAUUCUGUAGCCUCUAGGGUUCAAAAGGCUGAUUGAGGACCUUUUUACUGGAGAUUGUGUUGGUUUUCUAUUUUCUAUGAUUGUGUAUUGAUGUGAAUAUUUGUGUAUAUUGAUGUAUAUAGUUUAUGUAUACAUCUGUAAAAGAGACCAUGGUGUCAGCAUGACUCCCUGUCAAAAUAUAUUUUAUA